This is a messenger RNA of Coturnix japonica (Japanese quail), 2769 nucleotides long. RefSeq names its product adenosine kinase (gene ADK). Gene Ontology annotation, molecular function: adenosine kinase activity. NCBI's taxonomy places the organism in Eukaryota, Metazoa, Chordata, Aves, Galliformes, Phasianidae. Gene Ontology annotation, biological process: purine nucleobase metabolic process; purine ribonucleoside salvage. Gene Ontology annotation, cellular component: nucleus; cytosol. The record is from RefSeq and is a predicted model, not a curated record.
GGCAACAGACCUGAAAAGUAUCUGCUACUCGGUGCAGGAAUUCAAUCACAAAGAGCGGUGGCACUUCUGUCUGUAUGACAGACACAAAGAAGAUUUUAUCCCGGUAGAUGCUGAUGAGGUAGUGAUGUGGUGUGGAGAUGACAGGAGGCACAUUCUCGACAUCGAUUGCUUUCUCCUGAGCUUCGAAGAAAUAAUCGCACACAGACUGGCUCACAACGCUCUUCCAGUGCUUCUCCAAGAAUAUAUCACCAGAACAGUUUAUAAGAAACAGGCUGUGGAUCAUUUUCGGUACCUCCCCCGACGCGGCGCGUCCCGCUCCCGGGGCAGCGGCCAAGAUGGCGGCGAGGCCCGGCGGCGCGCGGGGCCGCCCCCCGGCGGAGAUACGGGCGGCCGGGGCGCUGCCUGCGCCGAGUGGCGAAUAACGGGCACACGGCGGCGGCACCGCACGGCCUUCCUGCCGCUCCCGCCGGCAGCUCCCGGCCUCGAGGGCGGGCGGGGAACGGGGGCCGCUCGCGGGCGCUCGGAGGACGCGGGCGGGAGGGGCGGCGUCGCCCCGGGACAGGGCCGGGCGGGGGCGGCGCGGUCCCGUCAGGCGCCCUCGGGGCCGGCCGCUCCACGCCUCCCGGUGGCGGAGCCGCGCGAAGCGAAGCGAGGCGGGCCGAGCCGAACGGAGCCGAACGGAACGGAGCCCAGCGCGAAGAUGGCAGCGGGGGAGCCGCAAGCCAAGAAGCUGAAGCUGGAGCCGAAACAGCUGAGUGAAAAUGUCCUGUUUGGAAUGGGAAAUCCACUGCUUGAUAUAUGUGCAGUUGUGGACAAGGACUUCCUUGACAAGUAUGGGCUGAAACCAAAUGACCAAAUUCUGGCGGAGGAGAAGCACAAAGAACUAUUUGAAGAACUUGUGAAGAAGUUCAAAGUAGAAUAUCAUGCCGGUGGCUCUACUCAAAACUCUGUCAAAGUGGCCCAGUGGAUGAUUCAGAACCCAUACAAAGCUGCAACUUUCUUUGGAUGCAUUGGCAAAGAUAAAUUUGGAGAAAUAUUGAAGAAGAAGGCUGAGGAAGCUCAUGUGGAUGCCCAUUACUAUGAGCAAAGUGAAGAACCGACAGGAACCUGCGCAGCCUGCAUCACUAGUGAUAACAGGUCACUUGUAGCUAACCUUGCUGCUGCUAAUUGCUACAAGAAGGAAAAGCAUCUUGAUUUGGAGAAGAACUGGAAGUUGGUGGAAAAAGCCAAAGUUUAUUACAUCGCGGGAUUCUUCCUGACGGUGUCACCAGAAGCAGUAUUAAAAGUGGCUACUCAGGCUUCUGCAAACAACAAGAUCUUCAGCUUGAAUCUUUCUGCACCGUUUAUUAGCCAGUUCUACAAAGAGCCUAUGAUGAAAGUCAUGCCUUACGUGGAUGUCCUUUUUGGAAAUGAGACGGAAGCUGCCACUUUUGCUAGAGAGCAAGGCUUUGAGACUGAAGACAUUAAAGAGAUAGCCCGGAAGACACAAGCCCUGCCAAAGGUGAACACUAAAAGGCAACGAAUUGUAGUCUUUACCCAGGGGAAAGAUGACACUGUACUGGCUACAGAAAAUGGAGUAACAACUUUCCCUGUGUUGGUGAGUGAUCAGAGUGAAAUCGUGGAUACCAAUGGGGCUGGAGAUGCAUUUGUUGGAGGCUUCCUCUCGCAGCUUGUCUAUGAGCGGCCGGUGACCGAGUGCAUCCGAGCUGGACACUACGCAGCCAGCGUCAUCAUCAAGCGCUCAGGUUGCACCUUCCCAGAAAAGCCUGACUUCCACUGAUGCUGGUGAACUGGAGGGAUCAAGAGUAACUCUCAUAUUGCCGUGGGAUCGCUGCCUAAAUUUUUCCUCCUUCCUUGUCCUCACCUUUCCAAUUACCUGCAUCAACGCUUCUGUACUUCUGUUCAUUUCAUUCUAAACGAAAUAUGUAUUUCUGUCAUGUUUUCCUUUCCAUACCACUACUAUGUCUCACCAGUCUUAACUUUUGGAAACUGUGCUAAGUGAAGCUUAUUCUCGUAUCAGCCUGGAAAAAUUGUUCUAUUGACACAGUUUAGAAGGAAGUUCCGUAUAACGACACUGCUGACUAACACCAGUAAAAUAAUGAAUUAUCUAGUUUUAUCUGUGUCCGAAUUCUACUCAACUUACUUGAAACAAACAGACCUGACUGUAUUUGUGACAUGACCACAUAAACCAGGAAUAGUUCUUUCUGUAUAGUGGAGUCACAGUAGCGUUAAGAGCAGUGUGAGCAUCCCAAGAAUUUCCUUCAGUGUUUGAGUAUACAAGAUCUGGCCAUCACAUCCAGCCCAGCCACCAUGGAAGCAAAUUGCUACUCAUCAGAACUUAAGGGUAUGGUCAUGCUGAUGUCAGUGACUAUGGGUCUGGUGCACUAUACCAUGACCUCACACUGGCCUGACGGGUGAGCAUGCAGAUAGGUACUUUCAGGGAUUUCGAGGCAGAGGCAUGAGCUGGUGAUGAACAUAACAUAUGGCUAGAUCCUAUCUACUCAGUGUGAUCUUUUUAGAGGCUGUUUUUAAUUAAGGUACACAUAGUGAAAAUGAGGUACAGAAAUAUUUAUGCAGGAUAUAUUGACAGGACAUGCCAAAUGGAAUCUCUGAAACGCACAUUUUUAAACUUUUAAUUUACUUUGGGUAAUUAUCAAAUAUGGUGGAUUUUGUUUGUAUUUACAGUAUUCAAAGAGGUGAUCUGACACUGCAUUCAUUACUUUGCUAUGUAAUUUGAUACUGAUAAAUAAAAAAAAUUGUCAUACAGUA